This is a messenger RNA of Argentina anserina (silverweed cinquefoil), 1716 nucleotides long. RefSeq lists its product as uncharacterized. The record is from RefSeq and is a predicted model, not a curated record. The transcript has a single exon. The coding region runs from base 1 to 1716 and encodes 571 amino acids. NCBI's taxonomy places the organism in Eukaryota, Viridiplantae, Streptophyta, Magnoliopsida, Rosales, Rosaceae.
AUGGAACAGACCAUGCAAAAGAUGGAUGCGGAUUUCAAGCGGUUCAUCACAGAGGUGGACGGCAAGCUAUCUUCUCUUUUGGAGGAUGUAGCAAACCUUGCGGAUGGAGUGAAGGACGUGACGGAGUUACAAAACGAAAUUUCAGUCCUUAAAAAGGCCCUCAGCAAUGAAAGCCUUACUGUCCCGAAGGUGAAGGUGCCGGAACCGAAAGCUUUCCAUGGAGUUCGUAAUGCCAAGGAGUUGGAGAACUUCCUAUGGGACAUGGAGCAGUACUUUAUUGCUGCCCAUAUCCCCAUCCAUGAGCAGGUUUCCAUUACUAGCAUGUAUCUUGCCGGAGAUGCCAAACUAUGGUGGAGGACUCGAACGCAAGAUGAUAUGAAUGUGGGCAGACCAAGAAUCGAAGAGUGGAAUAACUUGAAGAAGGAGUUGAAGGUUCAGUUCCUUCCUUGCAAUGCCGCAUGGAUUGCAAGAGAAUCUCUCAAGAAGCUAAGACACACAAGCUCGGUUCAUGAGUAUGUCAAGGAGUUCAGUUCCUUGAUGUUGGACAUCUCCAACAUGUCAGAAGAAGACAAUCUGUUCAAUUUCAUGUCGGGAUUGCAACCUUGGGCGCAAACGGAGUUGCGAAGACAAGGGGUAAAAGACUUACCAAGUGCAAUGGCAGCGGCGGACAGCUUGGUGGAUCUAAACUUAGAUCAUCAUCCUGCAACAAACAAUGGCAAGGAUGCCACUUCGAAAGGAUCGAAGAAGUUUGAAGCAAAGGAGAAGGGUAAAGCUAAUAGUUCAAAGAAUCAGUCCCAAGACAGAAACAAGUGGAGUUCGGGUUGCUUUAUAUGUGCCGGUCCUCAUUUAGCACGACAUUGUCCUAAGAAUGAGCAGUUGAAUGCAUUGGUUGCCGAAGAAUCAAGCAGCGAUGCAGCGGAGAAAGCUCUCCUUAGUCCUAUGCAAUUGUUAAACGCUUUGACAAUUGUGGAGUCAAAGAAGGAAUCAAUGUACAUGCCAAUCAAAGUUGAUGGUGAAGAGGUGCUAGGAACGUUGGACAGUGGAGCAACAAUUAACUUUGUCGAUGUCGAAGUAGCUAGAGAGCUGGGAUUAGAGAUGAGUCAGAACUCAAGCAUGGUAAAGGCUGUGGACUCGGAGGCCAAAUCAGUCGAAGGUACCACGACGGUAUGCAUGAAGAUUGCAGUUUGGGAGGGCGAGUACAGUUUGCUUGCAGCAGCUUUAGAUGAUUAUGAUUUGAUCCUUAAUAUGGAGUUCUUCCGAAUGGCGAAAGUAGGGACGGUUUCUUACUUGGGUGGGAUUUUCUUUGUGAAUGAGAAGUUCCCAUGCUUUGUAGAAGCAAAAGAUGCGGAUCAACUGCUGUACCGCAUGGAAAAUCAACUUGUUCGGGAUGCUCGUCAGUCAAAAGCAAGAGUGAAGAAAGGGGAAACAAGGCCGGAUGCAACCUUGAUGGAGAUCAAGCCGGAGAAGAUUCUUAUAGUACCCGAGAAUGUGGUGCUUCCUCUUAGCUAUGUGAAAGACUACAAGAUGAAGUUGGAAGCUAGUGCAAGAAGACCUCAUGCACAAGCAUUUCAUGGAGCGGUGCCAUUGGAGAAAGCGAAGCAGCGGAGACACUAUGGUGUGUUGCAAGAAGCAGGUCCGAGGAGACUUUCCAAAGUUCGCUAUGGCGCUGAGUUGUUGCAAAUGAAGCAACAAGGUUUGAGUGAUCAUGACAAUUAG